Plectropomus leopardus (leopard coralgrouper) is the source of this 2645-nucleotide messenger RNA. Lineage: Eukaryota; Metazoa; Chordata; Actinopteri; Perciformes; Serranidae. The record is from RefSeq and is a predicted model, not a curated record.
AUGCCGCUACUGCUCAGCCAAAACCUGAACGACAUCAUGACCAAACUGGAAGAGCAGCGAGAGCUCAAAAAAGGCGGCACUGCAGCAGCAAAGACAGGAGACGGUGCCAAGAGUGAGGAAGCCAACCACAGCGAAUCAGCCAGCUCACCACCAAAGAGGCCCGGUCCUCCUCCCAGCCGGCCUCCGCCCCGCCUCACGCCGUCUCCGGACCAGAGACAGCAGCAGGUCAGCCCCGUGGAGGACGAGACCCCGGUGCCUGACGCUAACACAGACUCCACAACCACACAGCAGAGUGCGGUGACCAAUGGCUCGGACGGCGAACUGCCUCCAGGAUUCCUCUACAAGGUAAAAGCGAUACAUGAUUACGCUGCCACCGACGGCGAUGAGCUGGAACUGAAGACCGGAGACUCUGUGCUGGUUUUGGCCUUCGACAACCCCGAUGAACAGGAUGACGGCUGGCUCGUGGGUGUGCUGGAGUCUCACUGGGUGCAGAACAAAAAUGUUUCGGCCAAAGGCGUUUUCCCUGAGAACUUUACCCAGAAGGUUUGAGCUUCAUGCCACAGAAAGAUUGUGCUCCCUUUUGUGCCCCAAACUCCUCAAUAUCGAUAUAACAGUUAAAGACAUGUCACAACAUGUCUUUUUACACACCAACGUGUAUCGGUACGUGAUUAAAAAUGUACACUGAAAUACAUCUCAGUGGCUUUGACACCAAAUGAUUUGCUUAUGCCGGUUAUUAAAACUCUUCAGUGAUCUCAUGAACACAUCUGCAAGAAUCAAAUUCAACUUUACAGUUAAAAUAUUUAAAAAAGUACCCGGACAGAUUAAUUGUGAUAAAUGAUGCACAGUUGUCUAAACAUGUUUUAGUCAAACUGUACAUUUAAAAAUGACUCAUUUUUAUUCAGACUGUUCUCAUGCACUGUUCGUAUGUAUACCGACGAAAAGUAAUGCACCAGAUAUUAUUUAUAAUCCACAUAAACGGGAAAGCUGCGAUCACGUGAUCAAUGCAGUAAAUGGACUACAGAAGGAUCAAAUGUACUUGUACCUUACCUAAGUAACUUUAUAUUAAAUACAUAGUGUGACCACCAACCAUGACCGUUUUCCUAAACCUAACAUACAUAACUUUACUUUCCUAAACCUAAACUACAGAACUUUAACGAUGUAACACGAUAACUCCCAACCAUGAUUAUUUUCCUAACCCUAACCUACGUAUGUAACCUUACAUCAUCAUCAUUCGGUAUAUUACGUGAUGAGGAUGUUUCUUUUUCAAAACUUAACACCCACUUUCCUAAAAUUAAAGUACGUUACUUUAUUUUCCUAAACCUAAGCGAUGUUACUUUACUCUCUUAAACUUCAACUACUCAAUUUUAUGUCCAAUACUCAACAUGAAGACUCCUAACGUUGAUUCUUUUUCCAAAAUGUAAUCUAAUUACCUUUACUUUCCCAAAUCUAAGCUACAUAACUUUACGUCAAGUCCGUAAUUUUACGUUAAGUAUGAAACUUGACGAUGCCUAGCCAUGUUUCUUUUCCAAAACCUAACCUAUGUAGCUUUACUUUUACUACACCGAAACUAUGAAACUUCACUUAAAGUACACAGCCUGACAGCACCAUCAACCACCAACAGCAGACACCGAAGAGGCCGAAUGUAGAUGUGGAAGUCCACUGCAGAGCGGCAACAUGUGGCGAUUUUACCUCCCUAAACCUGACCUAUGUAACUUUACAUCAAGUACGCAACAUGAUGACACUUAACCACAAAUCUUUUAUUUUACCUAACUGGUAGCGGUGCAAAUUUGUAGGGCACUUAUUUAUAAGGUACCGUUCGAACUGUAGUAUGUGCAUUUUCAUAAGAUAUCAUACGAAACCGUUGUAUGAGGACACUUUGAUGAAUUUUGUUUUGAUUUUCUAUUUCUGAAUCAUUGAUUUGCUAAACUCAAUCACAAAACAAUGUGUUGGUGAGAUUCAAAAAGAAGAAAUAAACCAUGGGCGCAUUGUUCGAAUGUCAGACUGUUUUAUGUUGUGUAUUGUCAACAGUUUUUAAGAACUUUUCACAGUUCCUUGCAUGAAGAUUGUACUUUGUAACACAACAAAUACUGUUACACGAGGUGGUAUCGCUCCAUGAAAUGUGGCUGUGAUUGAAAAGUGCAGUUGUCCUAGAAUAGAGCCCUGGAGAACACCACCCAUACAAACAGGCUUUGCCUCGAUUUAUCGAAAUCUGUUACAGUUUCUUGGACUUGUAGGAUUAUCAAAGGGAACAGUAGUUUUUCAUUUACUUUACUGGACAUUUUGAGGACAUGACUUGAUGUGUGGCUUACGUUUUCUAAUGAACAUACUCUUUUAUUUUGACUUUUGAUUCAUCUUUUCGUUGAUGGAUGAAAUGCAAAACCUUAUCAAACUCGCUGCUGAUUUUUUUUCUCUCGUCGUCCAUAGUUACCACUAUUUAUGACUAUUUAUCACUAGUUUAGAUGUUGUUCUUUAACCCUUUGAAACGCGGAGCGACAUCACUUUGCUUCUUUCAAAUGCCUUUCACAAGUAUUUAAGCCUUUGAAGUCUGAGCAAAAUUGUGCGAUUGCUUAAAAAACGUGGAGAAAAAAAGGCAACAAGCAACUUGGUAAGAAAUGUUCCACAAAUUGCAAGACAUUAGUAGAUUA